AUGAUUGAUACAACCCGAUCUGACUCAAAACCAUCUGUAGUCGAAGGACAUCCCGUUUUCUUAAAUUGCCCCGUCAGUGGACAUCCAUUCCCCACCCUGAAAUGGCUUAAGGACGGAUCAUCCGUAGAAACAAACGACCAAAUCAAAAUAACUGAGAAUGGACAAGCUCUAGAAAUCCUUGAUGCACGAAAGAUCCACAGUGGACGUUGGGUGUGUAUUGCAGAAAAUGAUGCAGGAGUUAAAGAAUUAGAAAUUGAUCUGGAUGUUUGGACUGCACCCACAGUCUCUGUUACAUCUGACUCUCCCAUUAAAGCAAUUGGAGAUACAGUAACAUUGCUCUGUAACAUAACGGGCAACCCUCAACCAAGUAUUUCGUGGAACAAGGCUGGACAGCCCAUCAUUAAUAGUCCUGAAGGAGCCAGAAUUUCACUGAAAGGAACAAGACUCGAUAUCCCACAUCUGACAAAGGACGACGUCGGAGAUUACACUUGUUUUGCUCAAAAUGAAGCUGGAACAGCAGAAGCAAGCAUUCACGUAGAUGUAUUAGUCCCACCAGUUAUUAAUAGAGAUGAUAUUGAUAUGUCACCUCGAUUACCUGCUGGUCAGACGUUAACAUUGGUUUGUGAUGCCGGCGGAAAACCUCCUCCAACCAACAAAUGGCUUGUGAAUGAUACAGAAAUAACAGGUGAAACAGAAGGAAUCACACUAGGAUCAAAUGGAAAAUAUAUCCAAAUAAACAACGUGACUCUGCAAGAUAAAGGAGUUUAUUCAUGCAUUUCUACAAACGUUGCUGGAAAUGAUUCCCUCAUCUUUAAUGUCGACGUCGUUCAAGCUCCAAUUAUCUCAAACGGAGGGGCUCAGCAGGUUAUUGAAGGAGAAUUAGCCAAAAUUGAAUGCUUAGCUGAAGGACAUCCUGAACCACAGAUUUCUUGGCUCCGUAAUGGAAUUCGUGUUGAAACAGGUGCUCAAGGAUUACGGUAUACAGCAAGUGGAAAAGUUUUGAAUGUUUUUGAAGCUCGUAGUUCUGAUUCUGGUAUAUACGUAUGUACAGCAACAAAUGAAGCUGGAACUGCUCAGCAGGCUUACACAUUAGAAAUUCUGGUUUCACCAAAGAUCGUGACUGUAUCUCAAACUGAAUCGAAUGUAGCUAUGGGAAGCGCUUUCUCAUUGAAAUGUGGAGUUCGCGGAUAUCCAGAGCCUGAGAUAACGUGGACAGAGAAUGAAAGAGCUAUAAAUGGAGAAGAUGGUUAUACAAUUGAUGAGGACGGAACUCUUCAUGUGCAAGAAGCUAAAGGACGCGAUUUACAUUACAGAUGUAUUGCCAAAAACGAUGCUGGAUCAGCAGAUGUUGAAUACAGUGUUAAUACAAUCAGUGCACCAAUGGCUACAGGUGAAGAUGAAACAUCUCAAAAUGCAACUGAAGGAAACCCCGCUACUAUUCGUUGUAAUAUUGACGGUGAUAUGCCCCAAAUCUCUUGGCAAAAGAAUGGAAUGGCUGUUUUGCCAUCAACAACAAUAGAUUUUAGUGAAGAUCGCAUGGAAUUAGUGUUGAAAUCAGUUCGUUUGAGUGAUGAAGGAGUUUAUAUUUGUACAGCCAUCAAUUCUGCUGGAAAUGCUACUCAUAAGACAAUUCUUUAUGUUGGAGGUAAUCACUUUAAAAAAAUUUAUUUCAAAAAAUGA
Molecule: messenger RNA, 1680 nt
Organism: Auanema sp. JU1783
Lineage: Eukaryota; Metazoa; Nematoda; Chromadorea; Rhabditida; Rhabditidae
Source: the annotation of a GenBank genome assembly